Molecule: messenger RNA, 588 nt
Organism: Trichoderma virens Gv29-8
Lineage: Eukaryota; Fungi; Ascomycota; Sordariomycetes; Hypocreales; Hypocreaceae
Exons: 1
Molecular function (GO): zinc ion binding
Source: RefSeq, a predicted model, not a curated record
CGGCAAUUGUUGACUCUUCAUGUCAUCUUCCCAAGCCUUCUUCUACCGGCCCUGGAUCUACUGGAUCGUGGACUGGUCAGCCGUAUCUUGGUGGCAAACAAGUUGCAAGAUGCACCUGAGGGAGCAGUGCCAGCAGAACCAUCAGCUCUUGACGGCGGGAAGAAGGAGAAUACCGAUGAACAGCCUGAAGACUACAUCCCUGACAGUUGGCAAGCGACGGACUGCAAGGACCAGAUAUGUAUGUACACCGUCCAGUCUGCUGCCUCUACCACAUCCCGGCGUAAACGACAUACCUCGCAAGCAACAAAGGUAUAUGCGGUGCACCUUGACGCAUGGAGCUGUUCCUGCGGUGGAUUCGCCCUCGAUGCGUAUUCCAACUACGGUGUGACCAAUAAUGGCGAGAAGCUUCAGAACUCUCCACCACCGGGAUGGCUCGGCACCCUGGGACUGGAUAGAUUAGCAUCACUCGAGGAUUUUCCGUGUUGUAAGCACCUCCUCGCAUGUUUACUGGCAGAGAAAUGGAGGAAGACAGCUGGGAGUCACGUCCAAGAUAAGUACACAACCAAGGAAGAGUUGGCUGCCAUAAUA